UAAACGAAAGCCUAGUAUCAGUCGUGUUGCGCAGCGAGCUCACUGCGAUUUAACGGGUGUUUGUAUCGAAGAAGUUUACCGUGCAGUUAAAAAAUGAGACGUGAACUCUUCUUGGUAAUCUUUAUGUCUGCAGUGACCCAGUUUGGAGCUCUUGAAGGGCUGGCACCGCAGCCAGUGCUGACCCUGCAGGCUGGCUGGCCGGAGAUAUUCGUGGGGGAGAGCGUCACUCUGAGGUGUGAGAUUGCGAGGCAGGCUGGGGGCUGGAGGUACAGCUGGUACCGAGAUGGGAUUCCUGUGCGUGAGACGUACUCUGACCGGCUGGACGGUGCCAACUACACAAUAAGAGAUGCUUCUCGUUACCACAGCGGAGACUACACCUGUCGAGUGGACAGUAGCUCCUCACCAGCCCACCAGUCACUGUGCAGUGACCCUGUCAAGAUACUGGUUUCCAUCGGGCUGGUGAUCCUGCAGGCUCCCCUGAUGCCCCUCACUCGGGGAGAGGGGGUGACCUUGCAAUGUCGUGUCCGGGGAAACCCCUCCCUCUCUCAGGUGCUCUUCUACAAGGAUGACAAAGUGAUUGCCGCUCAGGCCAGCCCCGUGCUGACCAUGGCCCGCCUCACAGAGGGAGACGAGGGCAACUAUUGGUGCAGAUCCACCUGGGGGAGGCAGUGGAGAUGGCGCUCCGCCCGCUCCCUGGAGGUCCCGCUCUCAGUCACAGUUAUGUCUGCAGUGACCCAGUUUGGAGCUCUUGAAGGUACUAUGCAAUCAUUUCAAAGAAUACUCUCUGGAGGAAUGUCAGAAUAUGGUUCAUCACCCAGUACACAGUGUGGUGCAGGGCUGGCACCGCAGCCAGUGCUGACCCUGCAGGCUGGCUGGCCGGAGAUAUUCGUGGGGGAGAGCGUCACUCUGAGGUGUGAGAUUGCGAGGCAGGCUGGGGGCUGGAGGUACAGCUGGUACCGAGAUGGGAUUCCUGUGCGUGAGACGUACUCUGACCGGCUGGACGGUGCCAACUACACAAUAAGAGAUGCUUCUCGUUACCACAGCGGAGACUACACCUGUCGAGUGGACAGGAGCUCCUCACCAGCCCGCCAGUCACUGUGCAGUGACCCUGUCAAGAUACUGGUUUCCACCGGGCUGGUGAUCCUGCAGGCUCCCCUGAUGCCCCUCACUCGGGGAGAGGGGGUGACCUUGCAAUGUCGUGUCCGGGGAAACCCCUCCCUCUCUCAGGUGCUCUUCUACAAGGAUGACAAAGUGAUUGCCGCUCAGGCCAGCCCCGUGCUGACCAUGGCCCGCCUCACAGAGGGAGACGAGGGCAGCUAUUGGUGCAGAGCGACCUGGGGGAGGCAGUGGAGAUGGCGCUCCGCCCGCUCCCUGGAGGUCCCGCUCUCAGUCACAGAUCCUGUAGAGGAGGACUAUGAGAGCGGCUACAGACCUGGACCUACUGACUUCUCUACUGCACACUCUAUUCACACUGACCACUCCCUCCCAGACUCCCCCAGUCUCUCUCACCCCUCUCUCCCGGAUACCUCUAUUCACACUGACCACUCCCUCCCAGAUUCCCCCAGUCUCUCUCACCACUCACUCCCCGAUACCUCUAAUCCUACUGCCCACUCCCUCCCAGACUCCCCCAGUCUCUCUCACCCCUCUCUCCCUGAUACCUCUAAUCCUACUGCCCACUCCCUCCCAGACUCCCCCAGUCUCUCUCACCCCUCUCUCCCUGAUACCUCUAAUCCUACUGCCCGCUCCCUCCCAAACUCCCCCAGUCUCUCUCACCCCUCUCUCCCUGAUACCUCUAAUCCUACUGCCCACUCCCUCCCAGACUCCCCCAGUCUCUCUCACCCCUCUCUCCCGGAUACCUCUAAUCCUACUGCCCACUCCCUCCCAGACUCCCCCAGUCUCUCUCACCCCUCUCUCCCGGAUACCUCUAAUCCUACUGCCCGCUCCCUCCCAGACUCCCCCAGUCUCUCUCACCCCUCUCUCCCUGAUACCUCUAAUCCUACUGCCCACUCCCUCCCAGACUCCCCCAGUCUCUCUCACCCCUCUCUCCCUGAUACCUCUAAUCCUACUGCCCACUCCCUUCCAGACUCCCCCAGUCUCUCUCACCCCUCUCUCCCGGAUACCUCUAUUCACACUGACUACUCCCUCCCAGACUCCCCCAGUUUCUCUCACCCCUCUCUCCCGGAUACCUCUAUUCACACUGACCACUCCCUCCCAGACUCCCCCAGUCUCUCUCACCCCUCUCUCCCGGAUACCUCUAUUCACACUGACCACUCUAUCUCAGUCACUGCAGAUCCAAUCACUUCUAAUCACUCACACCUCUCUCUCCUUAACACUGUCAGCCCCUCAGACCAGCCCCUCUCAGAUACUCCACACCCGACCGCUCCUGUUCAAACUGAACUGGACACAGACUGGAGUAGCCAGAUGACUUCGGACUCCACUGUAUAAACAAGCUUUGCUAAUGAGCAAGGAAAGGGUUGGGGCAUCUUCAUUAUUUCUCAUAUAUCUUUUUUUUAUUACAUUAGUAUCAUUACGUCAUUCUCUCAAGUGCAUGCUUGUUUUGCUGUUCAGACAUUUGCGUUUAUUCUGCACAUUAAAAACUCCUUUGUGUCAGGUGGGAGCUCUUUAGCUGUAACACAGGAAGGAAUAGACUAGGAGGAGGACACAAAGUCCUGUCAUCAGACCCACAGUGCUGUGCCUGGAUACAAGGGCUUCAUCCGAGUCAUAGAGGAAAGAGCAGCAGCAAGACAAUAAGGGGCUUCAGAGAUUGUUGAUAUAUGUAUGCCUAUUUUUAUUUCAAUUUCAACUUAGGAGACUGAAACUAUGUAUUAAGUUAUCCCAGGGUAGUCUCUCUAUAAUGUUACUUAAGCCUGAAAGAGUUAAAGCCUUGAACAAUUUAAACCUACCAGUGACAAUAGCCAUUUUUUUCUUUUUUUGAAUGUCCUUGUUGUUAUAGUCUAUAUCCAGCAGAUGGCAGUCUAGUGUACUUAAUUAAGAGAAGGGGCAUGAAUCCAGAGAUUGGUUGUUCAAAAAUAUAUUUGUAAUCAUUUUAUAAUGUUUAUUAAUAAAGCUUUUAAUCAUUUA
This is a messenger RNA of Acipenser ruthenus (sterlet), 3081 nucleotides long. RefSeq lists its product as uncharacterized. The transcript is spliced from 8 exons. The coding region runs from base 94 to 2445 and encodes 783 amino acids. The record is from RefSeq and is a predicted model, not a curated record. NCBI's taxonomy places the organism in Eukaryota, Metazoa, Chordata, Actinopteri, Acipenseriformes, Acipenseridae. Gene Ontology annotation, biological process: cell surface receptor signaling pathway. Gene Ontology annotation, molecular function: transmembrane signaling receptor activity.